CACUUUGCGGCAAUAACGCCCCGGUAUAUCCCGACACCCUUUGCGGCAGCAGUGCCCCGGUGUAUCCCGGCGUGCCCCGCGCCCCUCACGGCCGCCAUGGCGCAGGGCCGGCCCAAGGCCGCGGCCAAGCGUCCCAAGGCGGCGGCGGCUGCGGCUGCGGCGGCCCGGGGCGCUCGGGGCCCGCGGAAAGGAGGCCGCACCAUCGCCCCCAAGAAGCUCCGCGUGAUCCAGCAGCAGAAGCUGAAGAAGCGCCUGGAGGUCGGGAUCCGGAUGCGGAUCGAGCGGGAGACCGUGCAGCGGGCGCAGGGCGGGCUCCCCAAGAAGCUGGCGCUGCUCACGGCGCCCAAGGCCGGCAAGGACAAAGCCAAGAAGGGCCGCGGCUGAGACCCCCCAAAAAACCCCCGGGAACGACCCCCGAACCCCUUCUGGGGGGGAUCUGGGGAAAUGCAACCCCCCGGUUUGGGGUUGUCCGGGCUCUUCUCAGCCCCCCUCAGGUUUUUAAUAAAAGGGAUUUAUGUCCUGCCCAC
Molecule: messenger RNA, 527 nt
Organism: Motacilla alba alba
Lineage: Eukaryota; Metazoa; Chordata; Aves; Passeriformes; Motacillidae
Gene: CUNH19orf53
Product: chromosome unknown C19orf53 homolog
Exons: 3
Coding region: 97-384 (95 amino acids)
Source: RefSeq, a predicted model, not a curated record